This is a messenger RNA of Pecten maximus, 2125 nucleotides long. Its product is annotated as transcription initiation factor TFIID subunit 9B-like. The transcript has 6 exons. Gene Ontology annotation, cellular component: SAGA complex; transcription factor TFIID complex. Gene Ontology annotation, molecular function: protein heterodimerization activity; transcription coactivator activity; RNA polymerase II general transcription initiation factor activity. The record is from RefSeq and is a predicted model, not a curated record. The coding region runs from base 1 to 822 and encodes 273 amino acids. Gene Ontology annotation, biological process: DNA-templated transcription initiation; RNA polymerase II preinitiation complex assembly. Lineage: Eukaryota; Metazoa; Mollusca; Bivalvia; Pectinida; Pectinidae.
AUGGCAGCACCUGCGAGGAGUACGCCGCGCGAUGCCCAAGUUAUGGCAGCUAUACUGAAAGAUAUGGGGGUUUUAGAAUACGAGCCACGGCUUAUAAAUGCUAUGUUGGAGUUUGUCUACAGAUAUGUCACAGAUAUUUUGGAUGAUGCCAAAGUUUAUUCCACUCAUGCAAGCAAGAAGAACAUUGAUCUUGAAGACACCAAGAUGGCUAUCCAGUGUAGGAUGGACCACUCAUUCACUAACCCACCACCAAGAGAUCUGCUGAUGGAUAUAGCCAAACAUAAGAAUGGCCAGGUUUUACCACUGAUCAAACCUUACACUGGUCUCCGUCUACCACCAGAUAGAUACUGCCUGUCAGCACCCAACUACAAAAUGGCUGGCCACCGAGUGUCAAAGAAGCAUCAAUCAAGGAUACAGAUUGGAAUGAAUCAGAUUCCCGGAGGAUCUUUAUCUCAUCAGCGAAUCAACAUCACACCUCAUGGUAAAAUCAGUGGAAGUGGUCUCACUGUUGUUACAAAAAGUGUUUCCAUACCAACGGUUACCAUAGUAACCAAACCAUCAUCACAGCCAACAGUUCUAACAAAACCAGCAAUCAGGAUUGCAGGAGGAGGAUCCUUGGCAUCAUAUGCUCCAAAGAUGAAAGUGACAAGUUUGCCCCAGACGUCUCCGUCAGUCUCCAUGCUAUCGUCCAAUCAGCAGGUCACUGCCUCCUUACCUGGCAGCCAGCCUUCUAUACGAAUACAGCCAAUCUCCUCUACCACUUCAUCACUUAUAUCAAACCCACUCAAACGCAAACAUGAGGAUGAUGACUACGACACAUAGUCUGUAAUGGUGACGACAAUGACUACAACACAAACUCUAUUUACCUGUAAUAAGCCCAGGGGGCGUUGCAUUUAAAGUAAAGAGCUGUGUUAUUGACAAUGAGAAAACACUUUUACAUUUGUGCAGAAAUACACCUGGGCUUAAUUUAUACCAAGCAUUGGCCAGUUGUAUGAUAAAUAGAAUAAUCAUGUGGAGAAUGAUUACGAUGAACACCAUGUAAUCAUGUGAACAUCACUUUCGUACCAUGAAUGAUGAAGUCCAUAUGGUUUCCUCGAUAUAUCAUUUCAAGUAGAAUUUUUUCAUACAUAUUAGAUCACAUUUGAACAAAUGUUGUAGUGUUUUCUAUAGUGCUUUUGUUGCUGUUGUUUAAAUCAAACUGAAAAUAAUCUUUAUCGAGUAAAAAUUUGAUCAAAUGAGAAUGAGACUUAAGUACAUCUUAAUAAAUAGGGAGUUAAAUAACUUUGAUAUGAAAAUGUGAAAUGAUAUGUAUAUCAUAUGUGAUUCCCAUUGAAAUAUAACUGACCGUUAUACUUCUGUCUUUAUGGGCCUGUAUCUCUGGAAACCAUAUGUUCUAUGUUUUACACCAGCAGUCAACAUCUGUCACAAAACCUUGGUAUUUGAAAUGAGUCCUUGAAUGUCAUAUCAACUGGAACAUAUAGACACAGUAAGUUGGGAAAACACGAAUUUCAAUAUCUCGAAAUUGAAAAAUAAUAAUAGAAAAAUUUAAAUCAUGCUAUUACAAUAAAAGUAAAGAUGUAGGUUAACUUGACAGCAUCAAUAUAUAUAAAGUUGGAAUUGAAAGUCUUUGCAGGGUUUUUGUUUUCUGUUCUAAGUACAACUGUAGUUCUAAAUUGUAAUACUGCAACUUAAUUGUGUACAGUACUUAAUGGUAAAACACAGGUGCAGAAAGUAGUGUUGUUAUAUGUUUGGUUUCUGUGGAACAGUAUGUCUGAAAGAUGCAAAUAGAUUUAAGAUUACUCCAGGUAUAGACACGAUUUCAAUAUUGUGUCUGUAGCAAGACGUUAUCUUUCAAAUUGUGCAGAUGGGAUUAAAAUUUAUUGUAUAAUCAUGUAUUUUUAGAGUGCUAGAUGUCGAUAUAUCAUCGUAACACCACUGGCAAUUCUGUGGUUGUAUCUAGCAGAUAAAUGUACUGUACUGUAAAAGGGAUGCGAGGUUGAAUGGAAGAACACUAGAGUAGAUAUGUGUGUGUGUGUGACUUAAUAUUUAUGAAGUAUCUUAAUUGUUACUUCAAACUAUAUACAAUUUGUAUCAAAAUUGAAGACAUUAAAUGUCAUAAAAAAUA